AUGGCCCUGGGGGCCCCCGCACUGCUGCUGCUGCUGCUCCUACUACUGCCGCUCCGCGCCGCCGGCUGCCCAGGAGCCUGCCGCUGCUACAGCGCCACGGUAGAGUGUGGCGCCCUGCGGUUGCGCGUCGUCCCGCUGGGAAUCCCGCCAGGGACGCAGGUGGGCACCGUGUGGAGCUGCGGGAGGACGGGGUGCCCCCAGGGAGAGGAAGACCCCCGCAGCGGGGUAAGCGCCUCCUCUUUCCCCGGCCUGCAGACACUGUUCCUGCAGGACAACAACAUCGCGCGCCUAGAGCCAGGAGCCCUGGCGCCACUCGCCGCUCUGCACCGACUCUACCUGCACAACAACAGCCUGCGCGCCCUGGAGGCCGGCGCUUUCCGCGCGCAGCCGCGCCUGCUGGAGCUGGCGCUCACCAGCAACCGGCUGCGCAGCUUGCGCAGCGGCGCCUUCGCAGGCCUGGCCCAGCUGCGCGUGCUCUACCUGGCGGGCAACCAGCUGGCGCGGCUGCUGGAUUUCACCUUCUUGCACCUGCCGCGACUGCAGGAGCUUCACCUGCAAGAAAACAGCAUUGAGCUGCUGGAGGACCAGGCUCUAGCGGGGCUGUCCUCCCUAGCACUGCUGGACCUCAGCAGGAACCAGCUGGGCACCAUCAGCCGAGAGGCCCUGCAGCCCCUGGCCAGUCUGCAAGUCCUGCGCCUCACAGAGAACCCAUGGCGCUGUGACUGCGCCCUGCACUGGCUGGGUGCCUGGAUCAAGGAGGGCGGCCAGCGGCUGCUCACCUCCAGGGACAGGAAGAUCAUGUGUGCAGAGCCCCCGCGCCUAGCGCUCCAGAGUCUGCUGGACGUAUCCCACAGCAGCCUCAUCUGCAUUCCGCCCUCUGUCCACGUGCAGCCGCUGGAGCUCACAGCCAACCUGGGUGAGGACCUGCGGGUUGCCUGCCAAGCCUCCGGCUACCCGCAGCCAUUGGUGACCUGGAGAAAGGUGCCCCAGCCUCGCGAGGGCCGGCCGCGAGCCCAGGCCCAGCUAGAAGGCGGGGCGCUGGGCCUGGGCGGACACUCGGCAUCCGACACGGGCAGCGGCAUGCUCUUCCUCAGCAACAUCACGCUGGCGCACGCCGGCAAGUACGAGUGCGAGGCCUCCAACGCCGGCGGCGCUGCCCGCGUGCCCUUCCGGCUCCUGGUCAACGCGUCCCUGCAGCAGCCGCAGCAGCCCGCGCAACCGCCGCCUCCGGCCGCCCGCCCCGCCGGCCGCGAGCCCCGGCCCGAGGUGGGCAGCAUGGCCUUCCGCGCCCUGGGCCUGGCAACGCAGACGGCCAUUGCGGCGGCCAUCGCGCUGCUGGCGCUCACGGCGCUGCUCCUGGUCGCCAUGAUCUGUCGCCGGCGCCGCAGGCGAAAAAAGGCGCGGGGGCCCCCGGGGGAGGGCGCACUGUUCGUCAACGACUACUCGGACGGCCCCUGUACGUUCGCACAGCUAGAGGAGCUCCGCGACGAGCGCGGCCACGAGAUGUUCGUCAUCAACCGCUCCAAGCCGCUCUUCGCCGAAGGUCCGGCGGAGGCGCCUGCGGACUGCGGGCCGGCAGAGGGGGCGGGGCCGGGGCUCGGGCUCCGCGUGCCCCCGCCGGUCGCCUACGAGAUCCACUGCUAGGGCCGCGGGCGCGCGGAUGACGUAGGCGCCGGAGAUUGGCCGGUGCGGCCUCGCGCAUGCUCCAUCAGUAAAAGUGGAAGCCGCGCA
Symphalangus syndactylus (siamang) is the source of this 1731-nucleotide messenger RNA. It is a transcript of the gene LRRC24, whose product is annotated as leucine rich repeat containing 24. The record is from RefSeq and is a predicted model, not a curated record. NCBI's taxonomy places the organism in Eukaryota, Metazoa, Chordata, Mammalia, Primates, Hylobatidae. Gene Ontology annotation, molecular function: protein binding.